AACAGUUGCAGUGUGAUUGUCAUUAAUAUAUUUUAUAUAUGUAUUUUAUAUUAAUGUGGAAUCACAGCCUUGUGGCUCCUUACCCUGAGCCACUCCUCUGUGUGUUUGUAAUGCAAAACAUUGGUUAAUAAUAAUAAUAAUAAUACAGGCUUUUAUUGCUCUGUGUUUGGUUUUUGUUUUUUUUUUUUCCCCCCCUGGUUCCUGCCCCCCGUGUCCUUUCCCUGCAGUUUUCUGGGGAUAAAUUUCCCUUCUCAACCCACUGUUAAACACCUUUUCCAGGAAAAAUGUGGAUUUGUGAGAAGCUUGCCUGUGGUAGUGAGCUCUUGCUUUUAGCAAGCAAUAAUGUUUUCUUUUUAAUAUGAAUCUGCAAUUACAGGAGCAAAAGGCUGAGUGAAUGUUCCUUCAAACAAGUCCCCAACGAUGCUCAGAGGAUCUAAAACUCCCCUGAAAGUUAAAGAAAAUGAGAGUGGUUGUCCUGAAGAGAAGGAAAAGGUUUCUUUCCCUCCAUCAAGAGACCAGAAGAGCUGCAAAGUGACCAAAUCCAAAGUCAUCAGACCAUCCAGAAAGGAGAAUUUCACUGAUGGGAACCAGACACAGCCACCAAAACGUGCCCUGAAAUGCCCCAAAAGCCGCAAGCAGAAUUUGGGUCGCCCCCAGGGUGAUGGGAGCUGUUUUGGGGUGUCUGGGGGGGAUGUGCUCAGUGACCCCCCCUUGCCUUUGCACACCAAGGAGGAUUUUUCCAGCAGCAGAGCUGCUCCCUUGGGAAAUGACUUUGCCACUCCUCAGAGGGGCGAAGUGGAAGGAAAACCUGAUUUUGGGCUAUCUGAACAGAGGAAAAAACCUGUGGAUUUUGCUGCUGUGAUAAGUGCUCAGUUUGGGAUUGCUCAGGAAAGUUCUGGCAAAGGACCCAUGGGGCCUUCCCCAGCUUCACUAAAAUUUAGGAGAAGAUCAACAAUUGGCUUGAGGGGCUCACCAGAAAACAACUCCCUGAUCCGCUACCUGGCCCAGCAGAGGAGCAGCAGGCAGAAAGAAACUUUCACCCAGAUCAGUCCUUUUCAACCUGUGAGGUCAAAUGUGAGGUCACUGAAGGACAAGAUCGAUUCUUUCCAAGCCUCCUUUGAAUCCCUGCAGGAAGCUGAGGGGGAGCCUGGGCUCUCACACCUGGGGCAAGGAGGUUCCUCUCAGGACAAAACACCUUUUAAAAAAGAGCCCAGCCUGGAGCAGUGGAGUGAAAAGUUCAUGUUGGCCAACAGAGGAGCUGCUUUGAAAGAAAAUAUAAAUGAAAAUGGGAGCAGGAGUGAGCUCAGGAUCUGCAGCAUCUUGUCCCCACAGCGAGCUGUGACUGCCACUGACCCUGCUGCUGCAAAGGAAUGGGUUUAUGAGCAGCAAAAUCCUAUUAAAUCCUUGGAGACUGUUCUGACUGGAGAUACCCUGGAAAAAGGCUGUGUUCACAGGUGUCACCACAGUGGCUCUGGCAGUGAUGAUGUCUCAGACCCCGGAACAAGGAGAGCUGGGCUUGUGGAAGAUGUGAACUUGGAAAUUCUGGGAGGACUCCAAGGCCCUGUGACACCCCUGGGACCAGGGGACACUGAAGAUGUGAGCCUGGGAAUGCUGAGGGGACUCCAAGGCCCUGUGUCACCCCUGGGACCACGGGACACUGAAGAUGUGAGCCUGGGAAUGCUGAGGGGACUCCAAGGCCCUGUGUCACCCCUGGGACCAGGGGACACUGAAGAUGUGAGCCUGGGAAUGCUGAGGGGACUCCAAGGCCCUGUGACACCCCUGGGACCAGGGGACACUGAAGAUGUGAGCCUGGGAAUGCUGAGGGGACUCCAAGGCCCUGUGACACCCCUGGGACCAGGGGACACUGAAGAUGUGAGCCUGGGAAUGCUGAGGGGACUCCAAGGCCCUGUGACACCCCUGGGACCAGGGGACACUGAAGAUGUGAGCCUGGGAAUGCUGAGGGGACUCCAAGGCCCUGUGACACCCCUGGGACCAGGGGACACUGAAGAUGUGAGCCUGGGAAUGCUGAGGGGACUCCAAGGCCCUGUGACACCCCUGGGACCAGGGGACACUGAAGAUGUGAGCCUGGGAAUGCUGAGGGGACUCCAAGGCCCUGUGACACCCCUGGGACCAGGGGACACUGAAGAUGUGAGCCUGGGAAUGCUGAGGGGACUCCAAGGCCCUGUGACACCCCUGGGACCAGGGGACACUGAAGAUGUGAGCCUGGGAAUGCUGAGGGGACUCCAAGGCCCUGUGACACCCCUGGGACCAGGGAGCUUUCCCAGCAGUGACCUCUCCCAGAGCAGCUCCCUGCUGAGAUCCAUCCUGAAGAAAACCCCAGGGAGGGAGCUCAGGGACAGCCCCAAGGAAUACUUAAACAGUGCCACUGACAGAGGAAGAGAUGAAUCUGCUGCAGUCUCCAGUUGUGUAAAAACCUCUGAAACGUUGAAAACAGAGACAACUGCCAGUCAGAGCUCCAAAACACCAAAGAAGAAAAAAGUGACUUUUGGGGAAGUUCUGAGCCCUGAAAUCUUUGACCAGAGCCUGCCUGCCAACACCCCCUUACGCAGAGGAGCCUCCCCAGGCUGUCCCCAAGGACACAGCCCCUGGGCCAGGCCAGGACUCUCCAAGGAGCCUUUGCCCCUCCUGGAUUUUGGUUUGGAUGAGGAAGGUGUUAAGCCUCUCCCAGAACUCCUGGAAGGUUCUGUUGCUGCAGAAGCCCCUUCACCUGUUGAAAAUGCAGAAGUAGCAGAGGCUGACAAACCUGACAUAACUUGUUCUUCUGCUAAAAGGAAGCAGGGCAGGGCCGUGGCAGAGGACACUGACUGCAGCAGCUGGGGAGCCACAAACCCUGAGGGUGACAAAACCACUGAAAAUCCACAGAGGAGCAAGAUCCAGAGACAGAAGAACCCAACCACAGCUGCUCCCAAGAAGGCCAAGAAAACAAAAUACCCAAGCUUUGGGAAAAGAAGAAAGAAAAAAGUCAAGAAAUCUUUGUAUGGGGAAAGAGAAAUGGCUUCAAAGAAACCCCUUCUCAGCCCUAUCCCUGAAAUUCCAGAGGUUUUCUCUUGUGCCUCCUCUCCAAACUCACCACUUUUUACAGAGAGCACGGCUGUGGCUGAGCCCGAGCCCGGGGCCCCUCCCCUGCGGCCCCGGGCUGGAAGGACUCAUGGCCGGGGGCUCCCGGAGGAGGCAGCAGCCCCCGGCCCCGGGCCCGGAGCCUCCGAGGUGCCGGGGAGCCUGGAGCCAGCUGCUGCCACUGCUGCUGAGUUUUCAAAUGCAGUGCCAGAUGCAAAAGGUGACUUGGAUGCAUCUGAGUAUUUCCAGCAAGGCAAAGAGACUCCAUGUGGAAAAGAAGCAAAAGCAAGCAGUUCCUUGUUAGAAAAGGAGGAAUUACAAAGGAAUCUCCUAAGUGGGCUGGAAAUUCUGGAACAACAGGAUGUACAGGAGGGUGCCCAGCGAGCCAAGUGCCCUCAGAAGGAUUCUGUCAGAGGUCUGGCAAGGAGGAGAAGAAGAAGCAGCAGUGCCUUCUACUUCCCUCCUGUGGAAAACUUGGAAAUAACCGGGGCACAUCUUCCAGUUUGCUCUUACAACGUGGAAGAAGUUCUGUCGGUGUCCCAGGUCAAGGAGGGGUCCCUGCAGGCCGGCAGGAGGAGCAGCAGGGCCAGCGCUGAGCUCAGGGUGAGGCGCAGCAUGAGGCUGAGCAGGGAUGCAGCAAGUGAGGGGCUUGCAUGGAUCCAGCUCCCCAGAGAGGCUCCCAGGCAGCCUCCCCUGGCCCCUGCUCCCAGAGCCAGGAGAAGCAGCAGCAAAACAUCUUCACACGUUCACCACCGGGAGCAAAAGCUGCUCCCCCUGCCAGCCCCGGGCACGGAGAAUGAGGGCUCUGCUCCUCUGGCUGCUGCUCCUGCCAGGAGCUGGAGGAGGAGGAGGAGCCUCUGUGAAGACACAGCUCGGGAAACGCCCUGGGUUCCCACCCAGAGGAGGAGAAGCACAAAUUGUGGGUGUGGGAAGGACAGGAGUAACCAAAAACACUUGGAAGCAGCAGAAACUCUUGAGCUAAGGUUGAAAGAUGCUGCAGGCAUCUCUGAUUUUCUGAAGUGAAGGUGCUUCUUGGAGCUCGUGUUGUCUCUCACGUGCAGUUGCCUUCUCUUUCCCACUUGUAGUUCCUCACUUAUUUUCUUACUCCUUUUCUGGACAACUUGGAGCUCAUUUUCCUUGUUUUUUGAUGUCUAAAAUGCUUGAAGAUCUGAACUGUGUGGCAGACUGGCUCUGGUGCAGUUAUGGCAGGUAAUAAAGAAAAUAAAAUUCUUCUCCCUGAUAAAUGUGAGUUUGUCCUUAGCAGUUAAACCAGGGUGUCAAAUGUAUCCUUCCAGCUACUGCUGCUCCAAGGGUUUGUUUCCCACGUGCUUGACCAUCCCCUGUAAAUUACUGCUUUAAUCUGCAUAUAUUUAGUGUAUAAAUACACUAAGAAGAAAUUGUCUGCAACAACUGAAGGAAUCACUUCUUGAAAGGGAAGAGAAGGAAGUGGGG
Messenger RNA from Cinclus cinclus, 4530 nucleotides. It is a transcript of the gene CDCA2, whose product is annotated as cell division cycle associated 2. The record is from RefSeq and is a predicted model, not a curated record. Lineage: Eukaryota; Metazoa; Chordata; Aves; Passeriformes; Cinclidae. The transcript is spliced from 14 exons. Bases 421 to 4101 code for a protein of 1226 amino acids. Gene Ontology annotation, biological process: regulation of chromosome segregation; regulation of mitotic nuclear division. Gene Ontology annotation, cellular component: chromosome; nucleus.